CCAGAGAGAGACGAGAGACGAGAGACGAGAGAAUGGGAGGAGUUUUAUCAACUGUGUUUGGAAGUGGAGAAGACGCAGCUCCAGGGACUGAAUCUGAGCCAAGUCGUGUCCUCAAGUUUAGCUCUUCCGCUCGAUGGCAACUUCAUUUCAACGAGAUCAAAGAAUCCAACAAACUGCUGGUGGUUGAUUUCUCGGCUUCAUGGUGUGGACCAUGUAGGAUGAUUGAGCCUGCGAUUCAUGCCAUGGCUGAUAAGUUCAAUGAUGUUGAUUUCGUCAAAUUAGAUGUUGAUGAACUUCCUGAUGUGGCUAAAGAGUUUAAUGUGACGGCAAUGCCAACUUUUGUGCUGGUGAAAAGGGGUAAAGAAAUUGAAAGGAUCAUUGGUGCCAAAAAGGACGAACUUGAGAAGAAAGUUAGCAAACUCAGAGCAUAGUGAACAUUUAUUAACACCUUCACCAAUAGCCUUUGUGUAAACUCAAUGAUGAAUGGUAUGUUGUGGGGAAUGUGAUGUUCUAUGCUCUCUGCUAAUGUAAGACCUUCUGUGUGAUGCCGUGGUUGAUUAAAAUGGUUUGUUGAAA
Arabidopsis arenosa is the source of this 576-nucleotide messenger RNA. Lineage: Eukaryota; Viridiplantae; Streptophyta; Magnoliopsida; Brassicales; Brassicaceae. The record is from the annotation of a GenBank genome assembly.